UCGCUGUCAGUGGUGUUGCUAAAGUAACGUUCCGAUGUUUUAAUACCGACCACCAUAUAAAAAGGCCCAGCUAAGAAGGAUAGCUCAAGAUGAUGGUUCCCCCCAGAUCGCUUCCAUCUCUUCUUGCCCUGCCAGCGCUUGCCUUCCUCUCGCUGUCAGCGAGCGCUUUGCCUCAUGCUCGAGCAGCGUCAAGCACGGCUCCUCUCAAGCUUGCCGUCAGAAUAAAUUCGUACGGGAUCAAGAGCAUCGUGGCUGCAGAUCGAGCUCGAAUUCAAGCCCUACAAGCUGGCGGCAGCUCUUCUGUCGAUGCAACCAAUGCUGUGACGGGAUACACCGCUGACAUUGGCGUGGGGAGUCCGGCAACAAACUACACACUCCUGGUAGACACCGGAAGCUCAAAUACCUGGAUCGGGGCCAACAAACCUUACCAGAAGACUACAACGAGCCACGACACAGGGAAUCAAUUCUAUGUUCCAUACGGGUCCGACGGUCAGGAUUACGUUUCUGGAGAAGAAUACACAGACACGGUAACGCUUAACUCUGAUCUGGUCAUCAGCAACCAAUCUAUUGGCGUCGGAUCUGCAUCUUCAUCUGUAACCUCAGGGCUAGAUGGUCUGGACGGGAUUCUUGGCGUCGGACCAGUUGAUUUAACGCAGGACACCGUCAAUAAUACAUAUGAAGUUGCAACUGUGACGGACAACCUCUAUACGCAGAAAACAAUUAGUUCGGAAGUACUCGGCGUGUUCUUCGCACCUGCUUCUUCUGACGAUAGCGGCGGCGAGCUCACAUUCGGUGGCUAUGAUGCCUCCAAAAUUACUGGAGACAUCAAUUAUGUAUCGAUCACGUCAACAUCUCCAGCGAAUACGUAUUGGGGCAUUGAUCAAUCCAUCAGCUAUGGGGACACAGUGAUUUUGGCUGAGACAGCCGGUAUCGUCGAUACUGGAACCACCUUCAUUCUCAUUGCCUCUGAUGCCUUCGACAAAUAUCAGUCUGCUACAGGGGCAACCUUCGAUGAGAGCACUGAAAUGCUAAAGAUCUCAUCUGACCAGUACGACCAGCUCUCAUCCUUGUAUUUCACUACUGGUGGGGUUACUUAUGAGCUUACCCCAAACGCACAAAUCUGGCCCCGAUCGCUGAAUACCGACAUUCGCGGUACCACCGACAGCAUAUACCUGAUCAUCGGUUCCACUGGGAGUUCCUCUGGUUCUGGCUUGGAUUUUGUGAACGGCUACUGUUUCCUCGAGCGGUUUUACUCGGUGUUCGAUACGACGAACUCCCGAGUUGGGUUCGCCACCACUGCGUACACCGAUGCCACGACAAACUAACUACAGUCCUUCAAGAAGAUCAAAUACCCUGGGCCAUCAACAUACCCACAAGAACAUUCGGGCCUUACUUGAGAAUUCGUUACGUACAUAUUUCAUCAGAUUCUGUUGAUAUCACGUACAAGUCGUAC
This is a messenger RNA of Suillus subalutaceus, 1453 nucleotides long. RefSeq names its product acid protease. The transcript has 5 exons. Bases 90 to 1325 code for a protein of 411 amino acids. Gene Ontology annotation, molecular function: aspartic-type endopeptidase activity. The record is from RefSeq and is a predicted model, not a curated record. Gene Ontology annotation, biological process: proteolysis. NCBI's taxonomy places the organism in Eukaryota, Fungi, Basidiomycota, Agaricomycetes, Boletales, Suillaceae.